CUUUCUUCUUCUCAAAUAUCAAAAUUGAUACCGACCAAGUGUGCUAACUCGAAAAACUUAAUCAAGUUUUAUUUCUAUCACUUUUUCUAAAAUCGAAGUUUAGAGUUUUCGUUUAUAUAAAUAUGAGGCCAGAAGAUAGGGCAGCAUCUUCCGCUGGCCUACUGUCUUUACCCCAGUUUGAUGAUACAUGUUGUGGAUUGCUUUGAAUGUAAGCGGUUUGUGGUGGCUUCUAAUUAUGUAGUUGAACAUGUGCAGUUUAAAUGCGAAAGUUCUCUUUCGCUUAAGCGAGUUCUUGCAACAAAAGCAGUUCACCGUGAAACGCUGCUCCGGCAAUCAGCGCCGUCUCCCUUCUCUAGGUUGCUGUUGCCUGUCCCUUUCCCUUGUGCCCCCCCUCCAACAAGAUUCCGCCAGCGACACUCAACUGUCGCACAAUUCCGGUCAAAUUCGCUAAUCGAAGAGUGCACGCUGAUUUGGAUUUGGAUCUUCGAUCCCUCCCUCUUCUCUUCGUGUCAGACGGACGGACGCUUCGCACAUCAAAAUUGUUUAAUUUACGUGGUCGUGUUUAGUUCAUUUUGCAAGGAACCAUGGCGUGUCGUGUCCUUUUCUUCAAGGUCCGAAGUCGGCUUCUCUCUCGAUUUCCUCUGGGCAGCGGGCAGAACCAUCGGGCGGCAGGGCGAUGGCUUGCACGGAACGUCGUCUGUCACUCUUGUAUUCGUGGGCGGUGGUGAUGAUGGCCGGGGAGGGCGGGGCCCUUCCUCUCCAUCAGGCGCCCUCUUUUUUCUCUCUCCCAUUAUCGGCCGUCCUCUGCUCAUUAUUAGGAGUUAG
Nymphaea colorata (pocket water lily) is the source of this 825-nucleotide messenger RNA. RefSeq lists its product as uncharacterized. NCBI's taxonomy places the organism in Eukaryota, Viridiplantae, Streptophyta, Magnoliopsida, Nymphaeales, Nymphaeaceae. The transcript is spliced from 3 exons. The record is from RefSeq and is a predicted model, not a curated record. Bases 181 to 825 code for a protein of 214 amino acids.